Macroventuria anomochaeta is the source of this 952-nucleotide messenger RNA. RefSeq lists its product as uncharacterized. The record is from RefSeq and is a predicted model, not a curated record. The transcript is spliced from 4 exons. Lineage: Eukaryota; Fungi; Ascomycota; Dothideomycetes; Pleosporales; Didymellaceae. Gene Ontology annotation, cellular component: cytoplasm; mitochondrion; membrane. The coding region runs from base 168 to 776 and encodes 202 amino acids.
ACGACAUCAUCGGCGUGGGACGCCCCUAAGCUGUCGAAAGUUUCGAGCCGCGACAUUUGAGUUAAGACAACACGUCGCCCUUUCCACGCUUCCUCCGUACCGUCGUCGCUCCUUUGAUUUCCUUGACCUCGUUUCUACGAUUUUCAUAGCGGUGGAAUCUUGACACAAUGGCGUUCCGUUGGUAUCAGGCAAAGCUCAAGACGGCGCCGCUGGCGACGCAGGCUAUUACCACUGCGAUCCUCUUCGGCACCGGCGACUGCAUGGCGCAACAACUCGUCGAGAAGCGCGGCCUCGAUAAGCACGAUCCCCUGCGCACGCUGCGCAUGGCAGGCUACGGCGGCAUCAUCUUCGGUCCCGCUGCGACAACGUGGUACGGCAUUCUGACCAAGCACGUCAACCUGUCGUCGAAGAACGGUACUAUUGCUGCGAGAGUAGCGUGCGACCAGUUUAUUUUUGCGCCGGUGAAUAUGGGCCUUUUUCUCUCCUCAAUGGCAUAUCUCGAAGGCUCCUCCGUUUCCGACCGCCUGUCACAGGCCUACGUCCCCGGGCUGACCAAGAACUUCAUGAUCUGGCCGUGGGUGCAGUUCGUCAACUUCAAAUACGUGCCCGCGGACCUGCGUGUGCUUGUCGUCAACGUCAUUUCCUUAGGGUGGAACUGCUACUUGUCGUACCUGAACAGCGGGGGUGGUAGCAAGGUCGAGAGCGUCACAGAGAAGGUUAAAGAGGCGACGCAGAAGGGUGGAAGUAGGGAGGGGGGCGAGCUGCCGCCGCAGUAAAUGGAGUGAUUGAAGCUCUGGGCGGUGCUGGAGCGGAGCAGAGCUGUGGAAAGGGGGGCUUUCAGCUGUGUGAGAUAGAUGGGUUGGAUGGUGAUAUGCCUAGCUAGACCUAUGUCUGGUCCAUGUACUACACAUAAUUUUCAUUUGCGACUGUUGAAAAUCUCAAUUACUACAAU